Aureobasidium namibiae CBS 147.97 is the source of this 909-nucleotide messenger RNA. Its product is annotated as putative high osmolarity signaling protein Sho1. The record is from RefSeq and is a predicted model, not a curated record. The transcript is spliced from 4 exons. Gene Ontology annotation, molecular function: protein binding. The coding region runs from base 1 to 909 and encodes 302 amino acids. NCBI's taxonomy places the organism in Eukaryota, Fungi, Ascomycota, Dothideomycetes, Dothideales, Saccotheciaceae.
AUGGAAGCAUCUCGUCGUGACAUGUACGCUGGUCGCAAACCGAGGUUCAGCUGCGGUCAGAUCAUCGGUGACCCGUUCGCUCUGGCAACUUCUUCAAUAGCGAUCAUUGCCUGGCUCAUUGCCUUUGUGGCCUCCGUCAUCUCCAAAAUCCACGGACAGUUCCCCAACUACUCGUGGUGGGCUCUUGUCUACAUGUUCUUCUGCAUCAUCGGAGUCCUAGUCACAGUUGCUUCCGACUCCGUCUUCACCUACCAUGUCGCUAUCGUCGGCUUCUUGGCUGCUGGCCUCGUCUUCACAACAUCCUCGGUCAACUCCUUGGUCUACUCUUCCGAUGGCGCACACGAAGCUGCCGCUGCUGGCUUCAUCCUCCUCUCCAUGGUCGCCAUUGUCUGGAUCUUCUACUAUGGUUCCCAACCCACCGCGUCUAGUCGCAACGUGAUCGAUUCCUUCGCCCUUCACAGAGACAGUCGCGUGCCAUCACGCAUCUCUCGCCAGCCUCAGCACAACAGCUACCGACCCGAGACCUCGAUCUCCCAGCAACCACAAAUGUACACAUCCGCCCAGCUUAGCGGCUUCGAGACAUCGUCGCCCGUCACUGGCUUCCCCGGAGGAGCUUUGGGAGCAAUGGACAGCAAUCGUGAUAGCGGUGCUCGCUAUGGACAGAACAGCCUGGCUCCCCACCCAGUGCCAGCAGAUCGACCCAACUCGACCGCCGCAGCUCCAGCGGAAUACCCUUACCGUGCAAAGGCCAUAUACAGCUACGAGGCCAACCCCGACGAUGCCAAUGAGAUCAGCUUUUCCAAACACGAAGUCCUCGAAAUCAGCGAUGUCAGCGGAAGAUGGUGGCAAGCCAAGAAAGAGAAUGGCGACACUGGUAUCGCACCAAGCAACUACCUCAUCUUGCUGUAG